This is a messenger RNA of Caenorhabditis bovis, 363 nucleotides long. The record is from the annotation of a GenBank genome assembly. Lineage: Eukaryota; Metazoa; Nematoda; Chromadorea; Rhabditida; Rhabditidae.
AUGUGCAAUCUCAACGACUAUCUCACGCCGGGAGUUAUUAGCAAAUUUCGUCCCUACCGGAAGAUUUUCAUCGGCAUUUCGAUUAUCGCAAUUUUCUUCGCCGUUCUCAUCGUAGUCGAGAAUAUCGUGUUCCUCUCAAUCAUUUGCAAACAAAAUGCCCUACUCCUCAUGCUUCCUUACAUUCUCUCUUGGAUCCUGAUCAUCCUUGGCGGCUGUUUCGCCAAAUUCGCUUAUAUCCUCCACACCAAUGAUUUCAAACAAUUCUCUUCUGUUCUACCGCAGGCCACAAACGGCUGGGUCAGCGAGAGUCGGCCAGUUUCUCCAGCGCCGGUGAGUCAAGUUUAUUAUUAUUGUUAUGAAUAA